Molecule: messenger RNA, 858 nt
Organism: Papaver somniferum (opium poppy)
Lineage: Eukaryota; Viridiplantae; Streptophyta; Magnoliopsida; Ranunculales; Papaveraceae
Product: F-box protein At3g07870-like
Exons: 1
Coding region: 1-858 (285 amino acids)
Molecular function (GO): protein binding
Source: RefSeq, a predicted model, not a curated record
AUGGAGAACCUUCCCGCAUGCAUCCUGGGGAACAUACUUGAUCGGUUACCAAUUGAGACAGCUUUACAAGCAAAACGGGUUUGCAAAACAUGGAAAAUGAUCCUCCACUGUAAGACUGAUAAGAUAGGUUUGCUUUUGAUUCUGUCAUACCAUUCUGAUGGUGAAAAGAAAAACGAACUUUUCUAUGGUGAUUACAACCGUGGGAAGCUGAUCUGCAGAUACCGUUACGAUGCAAUUGAUGGUAUGGAAGAUGAAAAAUCAAUUAUGGGGAACAAUUACGUGGAUGGCAUGCUAGGGUCAUGCAAUGGUUUGGUUUGUUUCCAAAGACGCCAAGAUCAUUGUUUCGGACAACCUUUCUUAGUCUGCAACCCCUUAACAGGAGAAAUUGUUUAUGUUCGUCCUUAUACAAAUACAGCGGCAACAUCACAGAUAAGAGGGUUCGGUUAUUGUCAUACCACAAACGAGUACAAGAUUGUUAGAAUGUACAUGGACUGCUAUGACACUAGGAAGUACUAUUUGGACUGCAAAGACCCAAACAAUUACACCGUCCAAGUUUAUACUGUUGGUGGUGGUAUCUGGAGAAACAAACAGUCCAUCAAUUUUGAAAAAAUAGCAAAAAAAGAAUCCAUCCAUAUUUCUCCAGAGUAUGCAGCAGGUAUCUACGCGAAUGGAGCUAUUCAUUGGCUGCACCGACGUAUUAGUUACCUGGAGUACGAAGACUAUACAACUGCGGUAGAUUAUAAGAUAACAGCCUUCGACUUAGAAAAUGAGAAUUUCCAGAUUAUCCCAUUGCCACAUCUUAAAGAUGUCAAAUACAAACAUCCGGUCGAGUUGCUGGGAGGGAGUAAUCUAUAUUAG